Meleagris gallopavo (turkey) is the source of this 2823-nucleotide messenger RNA. NCBI's taxonomy places the organism in Eukaryota, Metazoa, Chordata, Aves, Galliformes, Phasianidae. The record is from RefSeq and is a predicted model, not a curated record.
AUUUUUCUUUUACUAGCUUUAGUUCCAGAUAGAGAUGUGAGAGUCAGUGUAAAAGCCUUGGCAGUAAGUUGUGUUGGAGCAGCUGUUGCCCUUCAUCCUGAGUCUUUCUUCAGCAAACUGUAUAAAAUACCCCUGGAAGCAAUGGGAGAAGAUUAUGAGGAGCAGUAUGUAUCAGAUAUUCUGAACUACAUUGACCAUGGAGAUCCCCAGAUUAGAGGAGCUACUGCUAUUCUCUGUGGAACAAUUAUCAAUUCUAUUCUACUUAAAUCACGCUUUGAUGUGGAAAAAUGGCUAGUAAAUGUCAGAAGCUCAACAGGAAAUCUCUUUUCCUUGGUAGACUGCAUACCUCUGUUACAGAAAACACUGAAAGAUGAGUCCUCUGUUACAUGCAAGCUGGCUUGUACAGCUGUGAGGCAUUGCAUCAUGAGCUUGUGUAGUAGCAGUUAUAGUGAACUAGGCUUACAAUUAAUUGUUGACCUCCUUACGCUGAAGAAUAGCUCAUACUGGCUAGUGAGGACAGAACUUCUGGAAACACUUGCAGAGGUGGAUUUUCGGCUAGUCAGCUUUUUGGAAGGAAAAACUGACAGCUUGCACAAAGGUGUUCAUCAUUAUACUGGUCUACUAAAACUUCAGGAGAGAGUGCUCAAUGAUGUUGUAAUCUGUUUGCUUGGAGAUGAAGAUCCAAGAGUACGACAUGUUGCUGCAGCUUCAUUAAUGAGGCUUGUUCCAAAGCUGUUUUAUAACUGUGAUCAAGGACAAGCUGAUCCAGUUGUGGCAGUAGCAAGGGACCAAAGCAACGUCUAUCUGAAACUACUAAUGCAUGAAACACAGCCUCCAUCUCACUUUGCAGUGAGCACUAUCACUAGAACAUACAGAGGUUACAAUAUGCUGCAAAGUCCAACAGAUGUCACUAUGGAAAACAAUCUUUCAAGGGUUGUUGCUGCAAUUUCCCAUGCAUUGACAAUAUCCACUACAAGAUCACUUACAUUUGGCUGCUGUGAAGCUUUGUGUCUUCUCUCCACAACCUUUCCAGUCUGCACCUGGACUGUGGGAUGGCACUGUGGUGUUUCCCAACCAAGUUCUUCAGAUGACACUCAGAAGGGCUGCACUGUUGGAAUGGCCGGCAUGGUCCUCUCUCUUCUUUCAUCAACAUGGUUUCCUUUGGACCUUUCUGCUCAUCAGGAUGCUUUGAUUUUGACUGGAAACUUGCUUGCAGCAAGUGCUCCGAAGUGUUUAAAGAACCCUUGGAGCGCUGAAGAAGAUUCAAACCAAGGAGCUGCAAAGCAGGAGGAACCAUGGCCAGCUCUGGCAGAUCGAACUCUCGUCACUUUGGUAGAACAGCUCUUUUCUCAUCUGCUGAAGGUCAUUAAUAUUUGUGCACAUGUAAUGGAUGAUGUUCCUCCUGGCCCAGCAGUAAAAACAGCGUUGCCUUCUCUCACAAACCCACCUUCUCUUAGUCCAAUUCGGAGGAAGGGGAAAGAGAAGGAGCCUGUAGAGCAGGUUUCUGUGCCAAUGAGCCCUAAAAAAGGUGGUGAAACUAGUCCAGCUACUAGGCAAACUGAUGCUAGUGCUCCUGCUACAACAAGUAAAUCAUCUUCAGUGGGAAGCUUUUAUCAUCUUCCAUCAUAUCUGAAGUUAUACGAUGUCUUGAAAGCAACCCAUGCUAACUAUAAGGUUACUUUAGAUCUUCAGAACAGUAAUGAAAAGUUUGGAUGCUUCUUACGGUCUGCCUUAGAUGUUCUGUCCCAAAUCUUAGAACUUGCAACUCUUCAGGACAUUGGAAAGUGUGUGGAAGAAAUCCUGGGAUAUCUAAAAUCAUGUUUCAACAGAGAACCAACAAUGGCAACAGUUUGUGUACAGCAGUUACUGAAAACAUUAUUUGGGACAAAUCUGGCUUCUCAGUAUGAUGGCUUGUCUUCAAACACCAGCAAAGCUCAAGGCAAAGCUCAACGCUUAGGUUCUUCCAAUUUGAGACCUGGUCUCUAUCAUUACUGCUUCAUGGCACCAUAUACACAUUUUACACAGGCACUUGCUGAUGCAAGUCUAAGGAAUAUGGUUCAGGCUGAGCAAGAACACGAUGCUUCAGGGUGGUUUGAUGUGCUGCAGAAAGUUUCUACACAGCUGAAAACUAAUAUUACCAGUGCAGCAAAGCACCGUGCUGAUAAGAAUGCUAUUCACAAUCACAUUCGUUUAUUUGAACCCCUUGUCAUAAAAGCAUUGAAACAAUACACUACAACAACAUCAGUACAGCUGCAGAGACAAGUUUUAGACUUGCUUGCUCAACUGGUUCAGCUACGAGUUAACUACUGUCUUCUGGAUUCGGAUCAGGUGUUCAUUGGAUUUGUGCUAAAGCAGUUUGAAUACAUUGAAGUAGGACAAUUCAGAGAAUCAGAAGCAGUUAUUCCAAAUAUCUUCUUUUUUCUGGUGUUGCUGUCUUACGAGCGGUAUCAUUCCAAACAGAUAAUUGGAAUUCCAAAGAUCAUUCAGCUGUGUGAUGGCAUCAUGGCCAGUGGGAGGAAAGCUGUUACGCAUGCAAUACCAGCUCUGCAGCCCAUCGUUCAUGAUCUGUUUGUGUUAAGAGGAACAAAUAAAGCUGAUGCUGGAAAAGAGUUGGAAACCCAGAAGGAGGUAGUGGUGUCAAUGCUGCUGAGACUUAUUCAGUACCAUCAGGUGCUGGAAAUGUUCAUCUUAGUAUUGCAACAGUGUCAUAAAGAAAAUGAAGACAAAUGGAAGAGAUUAUCUCGGCAAAUAGCUGACAUUAUUCUCCCAAUGCUUGCAAAACAACAGGUUAUUUGUGUAAUUUUUUAAAACUAUUAACAUCCC